Messenger RNA from Bipolaris victoriae FI3, 150 nucleotides. RefSeq lists its product as hypothetical. NCBI's taxonomy places the organism in Eukaryota, Fungi, Ascomycota, Dothideomycetes, Pleosporales, Pleosporaceae. The record is from RefSeq and is a predicted model, not a curated record. The transcript has a single exon. The annotation marks the transcript as partial.
UACAUUUUAGAGGGUCGCAUCGACGCAAACAACUCCUCACACUACGUCCAUUUCCAGCACACACUUCGCCAUACUACGCAUUUGCUAUGUCCACAUUCCUUGUCUUUGCAUGCAAUGGAGGACACCGCAUAUGACAGAAGACGCGCCUAG